Molecule: messenger RNA, 5727 nt
Organism: Liolophura sinensis
Lineage: Eukaryota; Metazoa; Mollusca; Polyplacophora; Chitonida; Chitonidae
Product: atrial natriuretic peptide receptor 1-like
Exons: 20
Coding region: 315-4391 (1358 amino acids)
Biological process (GO): protein phosphorylation; positive regulation of kinase activity; cell surface receptor protein tyrosine kinase signaling pathway
Cellular component (GO): signaling receptor complex; plasma membrane
Molecular function (GO): transmembrane receptor protein tyrosine kinase activity; ATP binding
Source: RefSeq, a predicted model, not a curated record
CAAACGGAUUAGCCGUGUGUAAUGACCAGGAAGACAAUGUGGCAUGGAAGUUGGAUUCACAGCCCUAAUGUUCUGUGUGUAUAAAGAUGAUGUGUCUCCAUUCUGUGUGAAGAUGAUCCAACCAUGAUGUGAAAUGAAUUGUGUGCUCCAGAUUUCUUGAGCUUUUACCCAACAGUUAUGUUUACAUCACUGUUUCAGCCUGUUUUUAUUGUCUGUAACAUUGGUCCUACUGAACCGUAAGAGUGCAACAUUAUCGUGAGCAAAGCUAGACGACAUGUAAGCUAAACAUAAACAUGUGAUUGUGGGAGCGUGUGAUGCAAGCCAUCAGCAUGAAGAGAGAGCUCUUGACGGUUUUCAGUCUGGUGUCCAGUCUGGUGUCCACGGUCUCAACAGCUUGCCUGCCAGCUGAUCUCGCGGCCAGCCGUGUGCGUUAUUUCUACUGCCAGGAGCGUAACCUGCCGAUCGUGUUGGAGACAAGCAGCCGGUUGUCACACCAAGUUGUCACCCACAUCUUGCAGGUGCUGCUAGUGGAGAGGCUGGGCUACAGGGAUGUACCCAUUGUGGAAAAGCUGGACAUGAAUGCCACUGCUAUCAUAGACAGGAUAGCAGGCUGCCAUCAAUCCAGUUGUCGUCAUGAGCUGAUGGAUGAGCGAGUCAUACCAGAGACGAUGGUGAACAUCGGCGUGUGGUUACCAGCGGGCUUCAGCAAAUCGCAGUGGACAGAGCACAAGAGAAUAGUAGAUUGUGGCCCUUUAGGACCGUUUGGGAGGCUGGGAUGGUUCAUGUCCACUAAUGAUGUGGAGGAUUUUUGGAACUUAGGAGUUAUCGCUGACCACUGGAGAGCACUCAAACUCCAAGAUGUCCUCAUGCGGUUUUCUCUGGGGAAAGAAGAGAUGGAUGAGAUCAGAGUGUUGACAAAGCGAGAGGGCUCCGAUGAGCCACAGUGUAACUCUGCUGACUGUGAGAAUGGAAUGUUUUAUGGACAUAAGUGUAAAGAGACUGGUCGCAAGUGUGCCAUAUUGUUGUCAAGUUAUCCAGCCAUAGACCAAGGUGUGCUGAUUUCUCAGGUGAGACUGCUGGAACUUCCCGUCAUCAUCGUCUGGAUUGGACCCCAUCUCUCACCUUACAUCCAACAACGAAACCGACAAAAUCUUCCUGUUCUGUUUUUUGACUGGCAGACAAACACGUUAACAUCGUCUGGCAAUUUCACGCGUUUAAAAUUCCCUACCUGUGGUACGGUAGGGACUCAGUUACCUCAGGCCUGCGACUACGAUGUGAAUCAGCUGACUAAAUUAGCCUGGUCUAAAAUAAAAGCGCGGGCCCCUGCUGCCUUCCACCUGCUGUCUCACAUGAGCCUCACACAGGAGCAGUACAAAGAAAUAGCUCUUGAGUACAAUGAGAACGAGGGGAAGAAGACCAUUCCUGAUCUAGCCUGUGAUUGGAUAAAAGCUAAUCACCACAUAUGGAAUAAGUGGAUCUCCAAAGACUGGUCAGACAAGACAAACGUCUUGCUGGGUGGAUUCUUCCCAAUAUCUGGCCAGUAUCUUUCCCAGCCAGGGCUGGUACAGGGGGCCAAGAUGGCCAUUGAGCUGAUCAACAAAAACAGCAGUAUUUUACCUCAUCACAACCUGGACAUCAUUGUCAGUGACACCCACUGUACCCCUGAUGUGGCCACUAAAGCCUUCAUCAAGUACAUCACCAGUGACCACAAGGCCAAACUGGCUGGGAUUCUAGGACCAGCAUGCUCAGAUGCAGCUGAACCUAUAGCAGCUUUGGCCAAACAUUUCAACAUGAUCACCGUAAGUUAUGAGGCAGAGGCCAUGUCACUGGCAGACAGAACGCGCUACCCUUACUUCUUCAGGACUAUACCUCAAGUCUGUAGACAUAGGUUUGUGUAUGCUGAUUUUUUCCGUAAGAUGGGUUGGAAACAGGUGGGUACUCUGUCUGAGAGUGGUCAGGAGCUGCCUGAGUAUCACAUCCUGCUGCAGGACUACCUUAGCAUUAAGGGCAUCACCAUCGCUGUCAAGAGGAAGAUACUGCGGGCAGCACAAACAUUUGAUCUCUCACAGGUGUUUGCAGAGAUAAGAGAGAAGAAUGUGCGCGUGAUCAUCUGUGACAUGUUUGAACCUGCAGCAAGGGCGGUCAUGUGUGAAGCAUAUAGACAGAAAAUGACAGCAUAUGAAGGCUAUGUGUGGUUCCUGCCAGCUUGGUUCAGCGAGGAGUGGUCCGAUGUGGACUACUUUAACAGGAGGCCCAACACAGGCGAUUCACAACCUCAAGAAAACACUCCCUGUAGCACGGAGCAGAUGAACCGUGCCAUUCAGGGUCAUUUUGUCUUGUCCAAAGCAUUUUAUGAUGGUGACAACACGGAGGUUGUUGGUGGACUGACAGUCAAUCAGUACCGUCAGGAGUACGAGAAACGUGUGGGCAGAGAGAAUGUUGACAGCACCCCGUUUGCCUCGUACGUCUACGAUGCUGUAUGGACCUGGGCCUUCGCAUUGCACAAACUAUUCUUAGAACAGCCUAUUGCUAUAGAGCACCUGAACACCAAAAAUACCACGGAGGCAUUAAUGAGAGCCAUGACCAAGACCAACUUCCAGGGAGUGACAGGCUGGAUUUCCUUCAAGGGAGCAGACAGAAUAGGCAUUUUGACCAUUGAACAACAUUUUCUAAAUGGCACAAAUCUUGUGGGUCGCUACCUCCCAGACACGGUCUCGGAUCAAGGAACUCUUCAGCUGGAUGAAGACAAAAUAGUGUGGCUGACUGGGAGUCGGCCGCAUGAUGGGCGGCCAGGUAGUGCCAUUAAGCCUCACAUGCAUGAUCCUGAUCUGUGCAGUGUUGAGCCUCUCCGUUUACUGCUGAACGUCAACUGUGAGUCGGCCAUCAUCAUUCUCAAUGUCGUCUGUCUAGGCAUCUUCAUCAUCAUCACCAUUAUUCUGCUGCUUGUCCUGAAAAGAAGGUAUGAUGCAAAGGUAAAGGCCACUCAGGAUCGUAUGAAGGAACUUGGCCUUUUGCCAUCAGAUUUAUCUGCUUACCUGUCACUGGAUGAAUGGGAGAUCCCGAGGGAUCAGGUUGUGCUCAACAGACGCCUCGGGGAAGGGGCCUUUGGAACAGUGUAUGGAGGAGAAGCUUAUUUUUCUUCGGAUGGGUGGCUGGCAGUUGCUGUGAAAACUUUAAAAAUUGGUGCGAGUAUAGAAGAGAAGCUGGACUUCCUGAGCGAGGCUGAACUGAUGAAACGCUUCAAGCACGCAAACAUUGUGCAGUUACUGGGCGUGUGCACAAGGGGCGAGCCAGCGUAUGCCAUCAUGGAGUUCAUGUUACAUGGUGACUUGAAGACCUAUUUGUUAUCGCGCCGUAAUCUUGUGGGUCAGAACAGUAAAGAGGCUGAGGAUGUGACUGCAAGACGGUUGACUCAAAUGGCUUUAGACAUUGCUAAUGGGAUGAAGUAUCUUCAUGAUUUCAAAUACGUUCACAGGGACUUGGCGUGUAGAAACUGUUUGGUUCAUGGAAGUAAGACUGUGAUGAUAGGUGACUUUGGCAUGACACGCCCAAUGACUGAUGCUGAAUAUUACAGAUUUAACAGAAAAGGGAUCCUGCCUGUACGGUGGAUGUCCCCAGAGAGCUUGUGUGAUGGUAUCUUCACCUCCAUGUCUGACAUAUGGAGUUACGGGGUGCUGGUCUACGAGAUAGUCACCUUUGGUAGUUUUCCUUACCAAGGUUUGUCUAAUAACCAGGUGUUAGAGUAUGUGAAGAUGGGCAGUAAGCUGACCCCUCCUGUCAACUGCCCUGAGCUGCUGACAGACUUUAUCAGUCAGUGUACAGAGUUCAACCCUUAUAAGAGGCCUAAGGCAGAAGAAAUUAUAGAAAUCUUGUCGAAAGAGAAGGAGUUCCUUCAGCCAACCCUGGACGCUCCUAGCAGUGCUGUGGUCAUGGAGUGCACAGACAGUGUCGAAAUCAAAUCUUCCAAUCAAAACACUGUGACGCGUUCAAGCACGCUUAACUUCCCUAUAAACAUCAAACGUUCGUCGAGUUCUCAGGAACGGCUAGCCCUUCUGAGGAGCAAUUUGCAUGUGCCACCUCACUGUGUAAGAGUGUCGCAGGCCAAGUCGGCCUCGCCGCGCUCCACCCUCACUGAGACAUCCACGCCUGACAGACAGCGCCGACACAGCAUUGCUACGUUGCUUCACACCCCACGCAAUAGCAUGUCCCCCAGCCAGAGCCAGACCCAACUCCUGCCUCUCCUGGGCAGUGGCAGUGUUACAACAACAACACCCCGUACCCCUCCUCCACAGGCAGCUCCCCCUAUCUACCAGGCGGACAAGGGAGACAACAGCAGCGACUACUUCAGUGAUAACUCUAAGGAGAUGUGCCAGGCAAUAACAACAGUUUGAGGAUAUUACACUGGCUGUAAUAUAGUCCUUAAGAAGUGAUGAUGGUAGAGUUGAAGAGUUACACGUAGAGUGGUAUUGCAGGAGGGAUGAGUGAAAAGAUUAAGGGAAAUACUGUGUUAUCAGGAAGAAAGCACAGGUAGUGAAAUAUUGUAGUAUUAAACAUGCUGUAGGUGAAAAAAAAACCUGGCUGUUAAAUACAGUGGUCUGCAAGGAAAAGUAUGUGAGCUUUUUAGCAGAUGUACAGUUAAAAUGAGAGAAGGUGAUGCACUGAUGCAUUUGAAGAAGAAGUGUUGCUGUAGAUACAUAUGCUAGGUGACACAAGGGAGAAUGUAAUGUGGUUUUAUAGUACUGAUGGUGGAGAGUGAGGAAGCACAGGGGUGUUUUAGAAAUAUGAGGUGACGGACAGUGGUGUCAAAGCCAGAGAAGGUGGGAAAGACGAAAAGAGUUGUUCGUGGUGUUAAUGAGAAUGACAUUGAAGUACAAGGGUGUUGUUCAUGAGAGCUGAACAAAGAAAAAUGGUGUUAAAAAGGAGAAACCAGGAGGAAAACAUCCACAGUGCUGUCAGGUCUAAAAUUAGGUUAAGUACUGUGUCAAGAAAAUGGUGGCAAGGGGGUAGCUAGGGGGCAUAGUGGUAUCAAGUUGAAAGUUAGAUGGAGGGUAAUGGUGCCAAGCGAGUCAGCAGUGUCAAGGUGUCAGGUGAGCUGGUAGAGCACGGUGAUAGAGUGGCGUCCAAACAGGGUUGUGGAGCACAGCAGAGCCCAGGUGACAAGGUGAAGGACAAUCACAUUAAGAGCUGGAAAGGUCAUGUAGAGAGCAGUUGAAGGGAGAAGAGUGGAGUAUUAAAGACAAACUGGGUGUCAAAGUGAGGCUGGACGAACUGUGCCCAUGUGAGGGCGUAUCAGGUCUCAAGGCUUGGACAAGCAUAGAAUGAAUUCCUACGUUGAGUUUAAAGGGCAUUAUUUAUUUGUGUGUUAUUUUUUGUUUUGAUUAUUUCUUUGGGAAAGAUCUGGAUAAUUCUGUAUGUCUAACUUGAGCUUAUUAUAAUUAAGAAAUCAGAUGUCACAAACAAGGCUGUGUGUAUGAACUACAUGUAUGUAGCCCACUCAUACAGUUUGCAUCAUGUCCUGAUUACAGAUUUCAGUGUGUUUACAUGUAUUGCUUUUGAUGUACUCGGAAACGCUACUUCUUUAGGUAGAACAGAAACGGCAAAAGAAAGAACAUUUUAUUUGAUAAGCUCUGUUCAGGUUUUAUUUAGGCUAAACAUAGAAGUGGGUCCUAUGUGUUUUUCCUUAUCCACUCUCCCUAACUUGAGAGGCCUGUUAGGACACUGAUGUCC